AUGAUAUGGUCUGUUUAAGCACCUUGGAGAACUCCGCUGUGCAGCAGAGCGCACCGCAGAUGGUGAAUCGGGACUACGUAAACUACGUAACAUGCGCACGGAGCGGCCAAACGCCACACAGGCUGCGCUGCUUUGUCUUCGCCCUUCCCUGUUUUGGCUGAUUGUUUACUUCUUAAGCCUGCAUCGCUUUAUGCGAUCACCCCCUCUCCUCCUCUCCUCUCUGCCGGGAUAUCAGGGGUGUUAUGGAGGCUGCAGGGGAGAUUUAGAGUCAAGCUGUGCGCUUCGUAGCUCCUCAUCCUUCUUCCCCUGGUAAGAUGAAAACACCGUGUCGUGCGAAUCUCUUGCACCUUCUUCUAGCCUGAGCUUGUUUUCCACAGAUGCACGCUCAGUGAUGCUCUUAUUUUCUACGGGGCUGUGCAGCGCUGUGGCGAUACAAGACGUGCAUGUUGUUAUUUUAUCUCCAUGCUGCAGAUCGGGUUUCAGUGGAUUGGCCGAGCUAAAUGCCACUCACUGCACUCCCCCUGCCUGCACGGUAUAAACAGCAUGGCCAGCGCACAUUCCAGUGGCUCUAAAUAUAUCUAUUAAGGCCACAGGAGGAGGAGGUGGGGGUGCUGGGAGUGUUAUCCUGGGACAUUUCACCGGCGUGGUCGACCCGCACCCACUUGAAUUAUCAUCCGGAGAUUGACAAUCGGCUGUUGCACCCACAGAGGCGAAUUUGGCACCAUCCAGACAUGCCCUCCACUUACAAUGUGAGGUCCCGGGCGCGGGAGAGAAACAACGUCCUGAGCAGACCUGAGUUCAUGUCCUUGAACCAACAGCCUCCCCGCGGCCCCGGCCCCUCUGAGAGCCGAGGCAGCGCCCGGCGACAGGGCCAAAACAAGCCGCAAGCAAGCCAGCAGAGCGAGGAACCUACCGACAGUGGCAGCAAGAUGCCGGAGGAGGACUGCAUGCAGCUGAACCCUUCAUUCAAGGGAAUCGCCAUGAACUCCCUCCUCGCCAUUGAUAUCUGUCUGUCCAAGCGCAUGGGGGUGUGCGCCUACACGUCGUCCUCGUGGGGAGGCUGCCGCUCCAUGGUCACCCUCUUAGCGCUCACUGGGCACGGCAUCACGUGGAUCAUUGGCACUAUCGUGUGUCUCACACGGAGUAACACUCUGGCUGGACAAGAGGUCCUGGUCAACCUGCUGCUUGCCCUCAUCCUUGAUGUCAUGACGGUGGCUGGAGUCCAGAGACUGGUGAAGCGCAGGGGUCCUUGGGAGAUGACGCCAGGAUUCAUGGACUGCAUCGCCAUGGACCUCUACUCCUUCCCGGCGGCUCACGCCAGCCGAGCCGCUAUGGUCUCUAAGUUUCUGCUGUCCCACCUGGUGCUGGCUGUGCCGCUUCGCAUCCUGCUGGUGCUGUGGGCCUUCCUGGUGGGCAUAUCGCGGGUGCUGCUAGGGAAGCACCACCUCACCGACAUGGUGUGCGGCUUUGCGCUGGGCCUGCUCCACUUCAGCCUGAUGGAGACGGUGUGGCUGUCAUCAAGCACCUGCCAGGCUCUCAUUUCAAUAAGCACAUUCAGCUGGAGCCCUUUUUUCUGAGCUCCUGAUAAAAAGCUAUGCUUGCACGCUAGGCAUAUUUGAUACACUAACCCUGCUAUAUAAAGGACCUCUGUAGGUUUUCUAAAUUAUUUUUCUAAGGGUCUGAGGUUGCAGGCUGUGAACAGGGAAGCAUUAAUAUCUGGAUGCACAUGCUGGCUUGCAUGUAACGCCAAAGACAGGCAGGUGACACAUAAUGCUUCACAGACCCUGGUAUCUCCAGUCAGGCCUCUACUGCUUCUUCAUAGUAAAGGGAAAAAUAAGACGACUGCAAACUGACAAUAAGAUUAACACGAAGUUUUAAGAAUUUUUCUUCAAUUUAAAUCUUUGAUUCUCAUACAGUAUGAAAGCUGGUACCAUUCAUGUAUAACUGAACCUCUUGACUCAGUCAGUUCUGUUUAAAGUUUCUGUGCCUCCUUCUCUUCACGCUCUUACUUCUCUUUUCUUCUACUCUGUUACCUCUUCCUCUUUUCUCUAAGUAUUAAGGGUUUUGUGCUUUCAUUUUAGGUUAGUGAAAUACUUGCAUCAUAUUAAACCCUGAAUAGAGUUUGGUGUAGGGCUGUUACAAUGGAUGUGACACUAGAAUAUAUGAAGUGAUUGUUGUUGGAUAUUCCAUAAUGUUUCUAAUUGGCAUGACUUAAGAUAUUUGUGUAUUUCUGAUGGGAUUCCUGAUCUUUUUACUGUAUGUUCAUCAAAUAUUAAGUAAUUUUUUUGCUUUUAACUAAUUUCACAUAAUUAAAGUUUUUUUACUGGGUCAAAUAUUAUUUCCGUCAUAGCUAAAGUGUUCUUUAAUGAGUUGAAAUCUUUUUUUUUUUUUUUUUUCUUUGCAGUCUGCACGUCAGCCUCACAGAUGUUUUUGGUUUGACAGCGACCAUGUAAGUGAUUCUAUGCCCCAAUAAACAACUCAAGCGUGAACACUAUGUGUGCGCGGAUGCAAAGCAUCUGUUUGAAGAGCAGUUUUUAAGAAAUGUUGCCUUUUUUUUCAAAAUGUGUUUUUAUAGACAUUUGAAGUACACCUGCUUUUUUUCUUAGUAUUUCAGUGCAGUGGUUUGGUGUGUAAAUACUGUACAAUAGUUCCGUUUGUUGUGUACAGCGAUCUAUAUUUCAUGUUCUAAAUUAGUUUCUUUUCCAUCUUAAUAAUAAAAUGAGGUGGCCUGUCAGUCAAAUGUGGACGCAUUAUAUUCAACACUGAAAUUUGGAACAUCUCUACCAAACAUAAAUCCAUCUAUUAUCUUGUUCUGUUGAGGUGGGAGAGGGGGCUGGAGUCUGUCCCACUGCCUAUCACAGGUCCAACAUACAGAGACAAACGACUAUUCAUAUUUAUGAAUAGCCAUUUACAACACCUCUCUGCCAACCAGAAUGAGGGAAACACUUAAAAACUAAUUUAAAAAGCACAAAAGAAGCGUUUGUAGACACAUGUUUUUAAAAAGUCCAACAAUGUGCUCUUUGGCAUGUGGGUGGUUAAUUUUGAUACAAAAAGAAAUAAACCACUAUCUGUGAAAAAUUAAAAAGCCUUUAUCAGAGUGGCUUGGGAAAGGUAAAAAAUGGUCACCCUGAUGAACACUUUGGGCAUUUUUUUAUCUUUAAUUCUUCUACAGCAAGAGUGCCUUGUCUUAUAUCAACACUUAAUCAUAAGUAGAUGAAUUAGGCUUUGGAAUCAGCUUAAACCUAUAAGAGGCAUAACUGUAGAGUUAAAAAGCAGCUUUCUCCGGUAAACUGUUAAACUCUUACUUCCAGUUAAUUUGAAUGUUGAGUCAUUUUUUGGUUUAAUUAAAUGAAAUAAAUGCAUUCUGAUCACGCAUGGCAUCAGAAUACACAUUCUAGAUAAGUUAAGAAGCUAUACACUGAGCAGAGUAUACACAGCGUAACGGAUUAAAUGAGUCAAACCUGAGUUCACUCGAACUCGGUGGUUUGUUACUGUCAGAUACAGUUUCAGUUUAAGCCUCACGGUUGCCUGGUAACUGAACUACUUUGACUCUAAGACGAACUUUCUAAGUGAUAGAGAUUUGAUCUAGGCAGCAAACAGCGCAUGUAUUUUAUUGCAACAGUAUUUUGCAAUGGCCUCUCAGACUUGUUGACUCCAAUAAGAUUCAUUAUCAUUGAAGCUGCGUGUCUUCACAGCCUCUGCUUUCCUGUCACACUACUCUGACCACAGGCAAUUUGACAGGAAACAGCACCUGUGCAAUGGUGUGUGUGUGUGCCCUAAAAUUCUCUGGCUGAGAGAGUCUGAUGUUAAGAAUUUUAAUAACUUUCGCUGAAUUUUCUAUAGUCAUUUCGUAUGCGUUCCCUGGCUAUGCACAGUUAAUGAUCAGAAUACAUUGUAUCGAAUAUCUGAGGAACAUUAGGACCAAGUUCCUCUGUCGUCAUAUUUUUAAAAGUUUGAAUAAAGUGGGGCAGGGACAGUGAAGGGUUUCCCUUUACUUUUUGCAUGUGAAAAUACACACUUGACAAACUUUAUCCUAGAAAUCAAACACCAUUGAUAUCAAGAACUAUGCCAUUGUACUUUAUAUUUAAGGACUUUUGCCUCUGUUUUCUCAAGAUGAAAUAAAAC
Paralichthys olivaceus (Japanese flounder) is the source of this 4125-nucleotide messenger RNA. Its product is annotated as inactive phospholipid phosphatase 7. Gene Ontology annotation, biological process: RNA export from nucleus; protein import into nucleus. Gene Ontology annotation, cellular component: nuclear pore; nuclear envelope. The record is from RefSeq and is a predicted model, not a curated record. Lineage: Eukaryota; Metazoa; Chordata; Actinopteri; Pleuronectiformes; Paralichthyidae. Gene Ontology annotation, molecular function: sphingosine-1-phosphate phosphatase activity; structural constituent of nuclear pore; protein binding.